Messenger RNA from Paramuricea clavata, 450 nucleotides. Lineage: Eukaryota; Metazoa; Cnidaria; Anthozoa; Malacalcyonacea; Plexauridae. The record is from the annotation of a GenBank genome assembly.
AUGGAAUUAUACAAUCUAAUCUCAGAAACACUUGUCUCGAAAGGUGUGUCGUUUGGUAAACUCGUAGCAAAAACAUACGACGGCGCUUCGAAUAUGAGCGGAUGCUACAACGGCUUGCAAGCGAUCAUCAAAGAGAAAGUUGGAAAACAUGUUGCUUUUGUUCACUGUUUUGCACAUACGCUUAAUCUUGUUUUGUCCGACUCUGCAAGUGUUGAUGUUCAAGUAAUAAGCCUCUUCAAUGACCUCGAAGCCUUGUACGUUCUCUUUAGCAAGACACAAAGAAUCUAUGAUUUGUUCGAAGCUGUCCAACUGGAAGAAAACCUGAAAGUCCUUUCCCUAAAGAGACUUAAUACUGUUCGUUGGCAUUCACGCGAGUUGUGUCUAAAGGUCCUUCUCCCUCGUUAUGAUUGCAUUUUAAGUGUCCUGGAAACCGUUGGACAGUUUAAUUGA